AUGCCAGGCUUUCUCGUUCCUGACACUUAUGUGGUAGUCGCACCGACCCUCGACGACCUCCUAGUAGCCAGUAUCAUCUGGGGCUUCACACUCGCGACGGGAGUCUUUGCGGGCAAUAAGGCUCUCAAGCAGACGUGGGCACAAUGGAAACGUUCUCGACGCAUCAAGCCGUACGUGAUCAUGAUUUGGGCAGAAUGGAUCGUCUCCAUGGUGAUUGGCGUUUUAGCGUGGGCUUUUCUUCGGGGGUUCAUUGAGCCAAGCUUUUGGAUUUACCUCGUUUUUCUUGCUCUUUGGGUCGUUCAAAUCCAGUGCAUCUGCGGUAUCAUUAUCAAUCGAAUCGCUCUCCUCAUGGUCGACCAACGCGAUGUCGGCAAGAUUCGCUGGGGCGUAGCCAUCUUGCUAGGCCUCAUCAACAUCAGUGUCUUCGUCAUCUGGAUCCCCGCGCAACUGCAAAUCUCUAAGACGUGGGUGAAUAUCAACCAUAUUUACGAUCGCAUCGAAAAGGCUAUCUUCCUAGUCAUCGACGCCAGUCUGCAUCUCUACUUCAUCUAUCUGAUCAGAGUCAAGCUCAUCGCCAACGGUCUCGACAAGUAUACUCCUCUCUUCCGGUUCAACAUGUUUAUGGUGGCGAUAUCCAUGAGCCUCGAUAUUAUUCUUAUCGGUAGCAUGUCUAUCGGCAACGGUUUUAUCUACGUACAAUUCCAUCCUCUUGUCUACAUGCUUAAACUUCAUAUCGAGAUGAACAUUUCUGCCCUCAUUGUCAAGGUUGUUCGCGCUACGGGUAAUCACAGCUCCUAUCAAAACGACUAUGCACAGGGUACAGAGCUGCGGUCGAAGUUCAGGGGUAACAUCCAGGCGGCCGGGCCCUCUGGUAAUCGGACCGGUCUAGGGACCAUGGGCCAGCUGUUUUCCAGCCAUAAUGAGGCGCACAUCGAGGUCGAUGCAGGCAGCAAGACAACGUCCAAGGGCAUUACGAAUAUUGUCCAGACGCGGGUGACAGUCACGUCGAGACGCCAUGAGGAAGAAGACGAAGACAACAGCUCGCAGUCGUCGACGCGUCAUUUGAAGCGUAACUCUCAUGUCUACCAGGAUCAAUUCGCUUGAGGGCAU
Molecule: messenger RNA, 1110 nt
Organism: Ilyonectria robusta
Lineage: Eukaryota; Fungi; Ascomycota; Sordariomycetes; Hypocreales; Nectriaceae
Exons: 5
Coding region: 1-1104 (367 amino acids)
Source: RefSeq, a predicted model, not a curated record